AGCGAUAAGGCGGCCGGCGACUGUUUUUUCAUAGUGAAUAUUUUGUGAUCUUUGCAUUUAAAUUGCAAUACUUUGUUCUUUGCAUUUACUUUGCAGUGUGCUUUGCAAUCAAAUAGCAAGUUAUAGACAUUAUAAAGUGAUUGGACAUGACAUGAAACAUUUGAAUGCAACUAAAUAAUAUUAUAAGAUUGAACCUUUUCGUCGUUUAUCUACGUGAAAUUAAGUGAAACAAAAUGUCAACUACGGAACAAUUAUUAAGUUUGUUACAAGAUACAGCAAAUAUAUUACAAAAAACGCAAACAAAUCUCAAGAAAUGUUCUAAAGCACGACUUACAAGGGGUUAUCUCGAGUCGCGAUUAAAAAAUAUAGAACAUUACUGGAGUAUAUUUCAAGGUGCGCAUCACGACCUUCUUAAGUGUACACCGACGGAAAGGCGAAUGGACAUACCUUAUUUGGUUAAUGAAGAUUACUACAUUCAUGAAGAUUUGUAUUUUUGCUUGAGUGGCGAUAUAAAAGACAUACUAUCAUCGUUUUCGAGUGGUAAAUGCAAUCAUACUGCCACUGACAGUUCCAUAACAGGAGAUAAAGUGAAGUUACCUCGCGUACAGCCACCAGUUUUCAGUGGUAGUUAUGAAGAUUGGCCAACUUUUCAAGACAUAUUUGAGUCACUUAUACACAAUAACAGCUCGUUAACCAACGUUGUGAAGUUGCAUUUUUUGAAAAAUAGUGUCAGUGGCGAAGCACAAGCUUUACUUAAGCACAUACAAGUAACAGACGCUAAUUACGAAGAAGCUUGGAAGACUUUAAAGAAUCGUUACGGAAACAAAAGAAUAAUUGUUAACGCUAUCAUGAAAAGAUUAUUCUCGCAGAAAAAAUUAUACUCGCAAACUGCUAACCAAAUCAAAUCACUUUUAGACACAACUACGGAGUGUUUGAACAGUCUAAGCAACCUUAAGGUAUCCGUUGAAUCCUGGGAUCCCAUGAUAGUGCAUUUGAUUGUGUCGAAACUUGAUACAGAGACUCAUAAGGACUGGGAAGAAUAUUCCUUUAAGAGUACACCGGAUGACUUACCGAAGUGGUCAGAAUUGAGGACUUUUCUUGAAACCAAAUUCCGUACUCUGGAAUUUAUACACCACACUACUUCGACAGCUCCCUCAAGUUCUCGACCGGCUACGCAGAAAACCUUCCAUUUAACUUCGCCAGCUCCUUCUAAUGUCCAAAGUAGCUUAAAUACAACAUCACCAGCGACUUCAAUUAGAACAUGCAUCAAGUGUAACGACAAUCACACGCUGAGUCACUGUAAGGAUUUUGCAGGUAUGGACGUAGCUGAAAGAAAUGACUACGUGAAAACAAACAAUUUAUGCUAUAACUGUCUGCUCAGCGGCCACUCCGUAUUCAAGUGCCGUUUACCAACAUCCUGUCAAAUCUGUCAUAAACGUCAUCAUUCCCUACUACAUCACACAAAGAACGAGGAUAUAAAGGCACAUCUUAAUCAGAUGGAAGAAAAUAAUGAUGAUGAUAGUGAUGAUGUACCAAAAGAAGAUAGAGAAAAUGAUAUUACCAUAGCAACGCACUUCAUUACUAAAAAGACAGAUGCUUUAUUAGCUACAGCGCUUGUCCUGGUGAAAGGUGACAAGGGGCAAGUGCUCACACUACGGGCUUUAAUUGAUCAAGGUUCAGAAGCGAACUUCAUCACGGAGAGAGCCGUGCAGAUGAUGAAACUACACAAGACACCUGUCAGGGGUUCAGCCACAGGACUGCAAUCAAUGAAGACCUCAGUUAACAGUAUGGUACAGUGUGAGCUUCAGUCAAGAUUUGACACUAAUUUCAACCUAAACAUCAAUGCAUUUGUCUUAUCUACUCGAGUAACCACUGAGCUCCCAUCAAAAGCACUCACCAACACUCACCACGCUUGGCAGCACCUUAACGGACUCGAUCUGGCAGACCCGAACUACCAUCAACCAGGUCGAGUAGACAUGCUUCUAGGCGUUAAGGUCUAUGCACAAAUUUUACUGAAUGGCUUAAUCAAAGGUCCUCCAGGCUCACCGUGUACACAAAAUACAAGCCUCGGAUGGAUUGUGUUCGGAGACGCUGAAGGCAAUUCUUCAAAAAAUAUUGUUGUCAUGCAUCACAAAUUCGACUUAGACCUUCUGGUAAAAAACAUGUGGGAACUGGAUUCAGCAGAAAAACCAGAACUUACAGCGGAUGAGAAGCUUUGUGAAUCGAUUUAUGCAAAUACAACUACCAGAACAAAAGAAGGAAGAUAUGUAGUGAAACUCCCUACAAGAACAGAUAAAUUAAAGUCAACAGAAGGUCAAACAAGGGACAUAGCACUAAGAAGAUUCAAACAAUUAGAACGAAAAUUUGAGAAGGACAAAGAAUUCAAAAGGGAAUACACCAAGGUCAUAGAAGAAUAUUCAACAUUGAAGCACAUGGAAGAAGUUCCAGACACGGAAAUAGAAACCCCAUCAGUGUAUCUCCCACAUCAUGCUGUGAUUAGGAACGACAAAAACACGAAAGUGAGAGCUGUGUUUGAUGCUUCAUCUAAAGGCACAAACAAUAUUUCACUCAAUGAAGAGCUACUGGUGGGUCCACAGCUUCAAGAAGAUUUAAGAAACAUAAUCAUGAGAUGGCGUAUGAAGAAAAUCUGCUUCGUUGCAGACAUACAGAAAAUGUAUCGUCAAAUUUUAGUUACCAAACAAGAUGCAGAUCUACAGCGUAUACUUUGGCGCAAAAGUGCAGCAGACCCUAUCAAAGAAUACCGCCUGCUUCGUGUCACGUUUGGUACAGCAUCUGCACCCUACUUAGCUGUGAAAACGUUACAAAGGGUCGCUGAAGACGAAGGAAAACAUCAUCCAGUAGCUGCAAAAACGAUUAAAGAAGAUUUCUACAUGGAUGACCUCAUGUCUGGUCAAGAUAACGUAGAAGACGCUGUAGAUGUGGCGAAAAAUGUAGCAAAAACUCUAAAAAACGGAGGAUUUGAUCUGCAGAAAUGGUCGUCUAAUAGCACCAACUUUUUAAAGCAAUUCCCACCGGAUGAGAGAAACAGUAAUGUAAACAUGGAUAUCAACCUGGAUGGAACUGUACGUGCACUGGGUAUCACUUGGAACAUGGGUGAAGACAGUUUUCAGUACAAACUUGAACUACCCCAGCAGCCAAGCACUAUUACAAAGAGAAAUAUACUAGCAGAAACGCAAAAACUGUUCGAUCCUUUGGGAUGGUUGGCACCAAGCAUAAUCAAGCCAAGAUGCUUAUCCAGAAACUUUGGUUGCAUCGAUCAAGUUGGGAUGAUGAAGUAGAACUUGAAAUAAAAGAAGAAUGGUUAAACAUAAGACACAAUUUUGAAAACUUAAAGAACGUUCAUAUACCAAGAUGGCUGCACACCACUAAACUAAGACUAGAUAAAACUACGAUACACGGAUUUUCUGAUGCAUCUA
Molecule: messenger RNA, 3437 nt
Organism: Cydia pomonella (codling moth)
Lineage: Eukaryota; Metazoa; Arthropoda; Insecta; Lepidoptera; Tortricidae
Exons: 1
Coding region: 234-3299 (1021 amino acids)
Source: RefSeq, a predicted model, not a curated record